CAAACCCAUUCCCUAAACCCUUCUGUCCGUUGAGGUUUAUUGCUCAGUCUGACCCAAACUCAGGUGGUAACAAAACCCUAGGAAUCCAUCUCUUUAUGCACAAAACCCCAGUUGCCAGCACAGUGAACAUAAACCCUAACCCUUAUCACUUAAGCCUCGCCAAGUGCUGUUGCUCUCUAGCCCACCACCAACCAUGAAACAAGAAAACAACAAGGACAACAGCAAAACCCAAACUUUAAAGCCUGAGCAGAAGACACUUCUGCUUCAUUCUAUAGCUAAGUAUCUUGAAAACACUGGUGGGUUUUCCAAAACAUUAAAGAAGUUCGAAUCUGAAGCCAAAUUUGAGAAAGAUGAUUUGGGUGGUGACUCCUUGAUUGAUUUGGAGGAGUUGUUUUGCAAGUUUUUGAAGACAAGUGACGAUACCAGCAAAAAGUUAGAGAGCAAUCAGGUUCAAGAUAUACAGACGAACGGUGUCACUAAAAAGAAAAAGAAGUGUGAUACUGAUGCUAUAAAAAAUCAAUUAGGAGCUGGUGAUAAAGUUAACAAUUCUGAGAGUGUUGAAGAGAUCAUAACAAAUGAAACAGUGGCUACUGAAGUCAGGUCGAAAGAGAAGAAGGAAAAGAAAAGGAAUUCUGAUUCUCAUGGACAAGAGGAACAAGACAAUGUCGAAGCUUUGAAGGAACCUGCUGAUAAUGGUGCUGGUGAAUUGCCUGAUAAGAAACGCAAGGACAAAAAGAAGAAGAAAAGCAACUUGGAAUCCGAGUCUCAAGAUGAUAAUGCUGGACAUCAUCUGGCAGAGCCUGUGUCAAUGGAAGAAAAAUCCAAGGGUGUGGCAUCUUCCAAGGGAAACCAAGUAACUGGUGGUGAGACAGAUAAUAAACCAAAGGAUAAGAAGAGAAAGAAAGACAAGCUUUUUGAUUCCGCUAUUGGAAAUGGGGAGCAACAUAUCUCGGAGAGUAAGCAAGGAGCAAGUGCUGACAGUAUUAUGGACAACAAGAACAUCAAAUCUGAAGGGAAGAAGAAAAGGAAGGAUGCUCUUUUUUCUGAAAAUUUGUCUGCUGAGAUGCUUGAUGAAGGGAAAUCAAAUUCUGAGAAGGAUGACUCUAAGAACUUGAAGGAGGAUGUGAAUGACAAAGACAAUAAGAGUUCCAAGAAGAGGAAAAGAUUGUCUUCUGAAGAUGAUGCCACUCAGACUGCCGAUGAAAAAGCCAUUGAAGAAUCUAAACGAAGAAAGACAGAAAGUUCAGAAGAACUAAAGGAAAAUGUCCAGGCAAACGGGAACCUUGAGGAAAAUGGAGCAAAAUCAGCACCGCAGAAAUCUAUGAUGAAGGAAAAGAAUGGUUCUGUUGAGCCAAAGACGGUUAAACAUUUUCAAAGAGUAAAAGCUGAUGAGGUGGUAUUCUCUGAUGAGAGGCUUAAAGAUAAUUCAUACUGGGCAAAGGACGGUGCCGAAGAUGGUUAUGGUGCAAAAGCACAAGAAGUUCUCGGGCAAGUUAGAGGAAGGGGUUUUAGGCAUGAAAAAACAAAGAAGAAGCGCGGGACAUACAGAGGAGGGCAGAUUGAUUUGCAAUCACACUCAUUUAAGUUCAACUACUCAGAUGAAGAUUGAUCGGGGACCUUCUUUUUGUGCGAUGAACACUUGGUUUUUGAUCUCAUUGCAUUUUUACUUGUAUGUACCAGAGCACAACUUUUCAUCAUCAAUGUGCUGACUUCUGCUUCCGUGAUGAUUAUUGCCCAUUGUUUUGUACGUUUAGCGUCCCCUUUCUCUUAUUUAACAAGCUCUGAGUCAAGUCAAGCAUUUAAGCCA
Messenger RNA from Populus nigra (black poplar), 1807 nucleotides. RefSeq names its product suppressor protein SRP40-like. The record is from RefSeq and is a predicted model, not a curated record. Lineage: Eukaryota; Viridiplantae; Streptophyta; Magnoliopsida; Malpighiales; Salicaceae. The transcript has 7 exons. The coding region runs from base 194 to 1609 and encodes 471 amino acids.